ACAGGGCCCAGAAUUUUGAGCUACGCCCCUGGAUCCAUGACAGAUAACUGAUAACUUUUUUACCUCGGACGUAUGGUGAUUCCUGGGGAAAAAGAGAAUUGAUCUGGAGUGGAUUGGGGAUGACUGACAGGCGUCUAUACACAUUUGCUCAACUUUUUUAGUGACUGAAUAAAACAUUCUGGUGGUUGUGAUGUUCAGCUCCUUCUCCAACUCACAUAUUUGUGGUUUCACACCUGUUCAGAGCAUUGUUUCCUCUGUCAUCUUGGCAUCACUGAGACACUACACUCCAGCCAACCCACCACAUGCAUGUUUGAUCCUGGGGACUGAUGACAUAGAGGUCCUGGUGAGAUGUCCUUGAGUAACAACGAGAGCCAGUCUUCUCCGUCAACGACAGCUCUGCCUCUGCCCUUCAACAGUUCCACCUCUACACAUUCCUUACCUUGGGAGGAGGGAAGAACCACUCAUGAGUCUGUGCAGGAGUGGUUGGGGAAUAAGACCCAACUCCUCUCAGACCUCGCUGUUCUCGGGCAUGAUGAGCAGUGCUCUAUGUCUCCUGUCCUCACAGCGUGUCUAGUUGUGUGGUACAGCAUGACAAUGGUGCUGGGGCUGGUGGGGAACAUUGGCCUUAUCUGCAUCAUCGCCCGUCGCAGAGAAAAAGUCAACGUCACUGGCAUUUUCAUCUGCAACCUGUCAUUCUCUGACAUCGUAGUGUGCAUCUUCUGCCUCCCCUUCACUGUCAUAUACACACUAAUGGACCAUUGGGUGUUUGGGGCGCUGUUAUGCCGACUGGUGCCAUUCAUCCAGUGUGCGUCUGUGACCGUGUCUGCACUGUCUCUGGUGUUCAUCGCUCUGGAAAGACAUCAGCUCAUUAUUAACCCCUCUGGGUGGAAACCAAGCAUUCCUCAGGCCUACGUGGUGGUCGUUCUCAUUUGGAUUCUGGCCUGCUUCACCUCCUCACCAUUCUUGGCCUUUCAGCUACUCACAAGUGAGCCAUAUACCAAUUUGAACCUGCACCAGUCUCCACUCCAUCACCAAGCCUCUGCUCAGACUAAUCCCAAUGUUUCCUACACAUACAAAAACUCAUCUGCGCUUCCAAAUUCAUACCGCAACCUCUUUUCUUAUGUCCCCACCUCUCCACAUAUAGAGGUCUGUCUGGAGCACUGGCCAUCCCAGCAAUACAGGCUCGCUUACACCACAUGGCUCCUGCUGUUCCAGUACUGUGGUCCACUAUUGUUGGUCCUGCUCUGUUAUGUUAGAGUUUUUGUUCGCCUUCGCCACCGCGAAGACAUGCUGGACCGUGCCAGGACCCCAGAGAGCCAGCGCUUGACCCACAUUCGCCGAAUCAACAUCAUGCUGGUCGCCCUCAUAACAGCCUUUGCUCUUUGCUGGCUGCCGCUCACCAUCUUCAACGCGGUGUCAGACUGGAACCAGGAGGCUCUGCCCAUCUGCCACCACAACCUGCUGUUCUCCCUCUGCCACCUGCUGGCCAUGUCCUCCACCUGCAUCAACCCCAUCAUCUACGGCUUCCUCAACUCCAACUUUCAUCAGGAGGUGAGAGACGUGCUCCUGCACUGCCGCUGCAGCCUGCUAGAGGAAGAGUGUGAGCGUUUCCCCAUGUCCACUGUGCACAUGGAGGUGUCCCACACCUCUGUGCCUCUCAACUGCAGGAGCAACUCUGUUUGACUUUGAUAUGACAACCCUGGAGGAUACUGCUGUAUUAGGGUAUAGUCCCAUACACGGUACAGUUGUAGGUCUAACUUCUGCUGUUUGUUCUACCUUUUAAUGGCGAUAUUGACAGUGGUAUAAAGUGCAACAUUUUUGUCAGUGGUUUGAAGUUAAAGUGUGCAGUACAAUGUUGGUUUAUCUUAUUCGGCAGCAGCAGUAAGGAGUGUGUUGAUUUACAAAAAAGGGAAUUUCUCAUUUCAAACUAAUCUGUGUCCCUAUUAAACGCUUCCUGCUAAUUGUAUACAAUAUUAUUCAUUACAGUGCUGCUUUUUUAAUUUUAACCAUUUUAUACUAACGGGAACUGAUCGAACGUGUGACCUGUUGGACGUCAAUUAAACUGUGACUUUAGCGAGCUACUGACCAACCUACGAUCAUCAAAACACAAAAUGAGGGAAUAUCUUUCGGAAUAAAUGUGUUGUUUGAAGCUGUUCUCGAGGCUGGUGGUAGACGAACAAACUGUUAAGAGACUUUCCUAUAUGUUGGUUUUUGUAGUGCUGCUGUUUUAUUUCUGACAUUUUAUUACUUAUUUUGU
Molecule: messenger RNA, 2257 nt
Organism: Perca flavescens (yellow perch)
Lineage: Eukaryota; Metazoa; Chordata; Actinopteri; Perciformes; Percidae
Gene: npy4r
Product: neuropeptide Y receptor Y4
Exons: 3
Coding region: 349-1683 (444 amino acids)
Biological process (GO): G protein-coupled receptor signaling pathway
Cellular component (GO): neuron projection; plasma membrane
Molecular function (GO): neuropeptide binding; neuropeptide Y receptor activity
Source: RefSeq, a predicted model, not a curated record